CAAGCAGCAGCCAUUACCUGCGGGAAUAAUGAUACAUCGCCACGGUGCUUGGAAAUGAGCGACUCAUUCAAGUUGAGUCAGAUCUGUUCAAGUUCUUUCACAUCAUCUCUCAAGCUCAAGCUCAACCGCCGAGAACCAUCCAUUCAGACAGACAGAGCACACUCACCCGCGACUGCAGCGCCGCUCCAUUGGAAAUGAUGGGUUCAUCACUAAGUUUUGCAAAGAACCUCCUCGUCCCCGCCUCCAUCGCACUGGCCCUCUACGUCCUCCUAUCCUUCAUCAUUGUCCCAUUCUUUCGCCGCUACCACCAGCGGUAUUCCCAGUAUCUCCCGCUGGAAAGCAUUUCAGCACAUACAUUGUCGCUCCGGGAUCGCGUAGCCAACGCGGUAAUGCGUGUAUUCCUCCCAUCGACAUGGCGAUGCAGACGCGGCGGUAAUGAUGACCAGCAGGAUAAUAUCAGUAUAUUCGAUGAGGAAGGAGAGAUCAUGGUGGGUAUGAAUAUGGAUCCUGCGCGAAGGCAAACGCUGGAGAGACGGCAGAAUAACCCUGCUGAGCUGGAGGGCCGUCUUAGUCGGGAUCUCGAGGAGGGAUUCAUGGAUGAUAGUGAUGAUGAGGCAGAGGGCCGGAGUAAUGGGAGGAUACGGCAUUGAUUUUCUUCUUGCAUUGUUCUUUCAUGGUUCCUUACUUUAUUUAUCAGUUGAGAAUGCAUAAGCAUGAAGCAUCUGGAUAAGAAAGAAUCUGCAUUGCAUUAGUUCAUCUUAACAAGGUGAUUGCGGUAUGCUCAGUUUAUGUUUGCAUCUUUGGGAUUUUAGCCAGUCUUUUACUAUGCAUAUAUGCAAUAUAUGCCUAGGUAAUACGUCUAAGACCUGCCUCAUAAAGAGCAUAAUGCGAACAGAAUAAAGUUCAGAUCAUCUACAUUGCCCCACGAGCCAAUA
Molecule: messenger RNA, 935 nt
Organism: Monascus purpureus
Lineage: Eukaryota; Fungi; Ascomycota; Eurotiomycetes; Eurotiales; Aspergillaceae
Source: the annotation of a GenBank genome assembly